AUGUCUACAGAGUUGGAGCUGCCCUUCCGUCCGGACACCCAGCUGACGGAGGUGAUGCGCCUGCGGGUUCAGUCUCUGCAGCAGCGAGGCCAGAAGAGGCAGGAUGGCGAGCGCCUGCUGCGGCCCAACGAGGCCGUGUACCGGCUGGACUUCUCCAAGCAGUCCCUCCGAUUCUCACAUUGGACGGUGCGGCUGGCGCAGGCGGGACACCUCACCAUCACGGCCACCUCGCAGCUCUGGACGCCUGACCUCACCAACCUGAUGACACGUCAGCUGCUGGAGCCUGCUGGGACUUUCUGGAGGGCGCCGGGUGAUGCGAGCGAUGCGCCGGUGCAGUGCUACGAGGCCGACGCGCACGAGUUUGGCGAGAGGAUCGCAGAGCUGGCUAAGGUCAGGAAGGUGAUGUACUUCCUGUUCGCAUUUUCAGAAGGCUGCAGCCCUGAGACUAUCGACUGCUCCAUCACCUUCACAGUGGAUAGCUGA
This is a messenger RNA of Toxotes jaculatrix (banded archerfish), 483 nucleotides long. It is a transcript of the gene ompb, whose product is annotated as olfactory marker protein b. The transcript has a single exon. NCBI's taxonomy places the organism in Eukaryota, Metazoa, Chordata, Actinopteri, Toxotidae. The coding region runs from base 1 to 483 and encodes 160 amino acids. Gene Ontology annotation, biological process: signal transduction; sensory perception of smell. The record is from RefSeq and is a predicted model, not a curated record.